Messenger RNA from Marchantia polymorpha subsp. ruderalis, 2283 nucleotides. The record is from the annotation of a GenBank genome assembly. NCBI's taxonomy places the organism in Eukaryota, Viridiplantae, Streptophyta, Marchantiopsida, Marchantiales, Marchantiaceae.
GCAUACUGUAUUGUAGAUAGAGCAGAGCAAGUUGAGGUCAUUGGUGGCCGUUCUUGGAGAAGAAAGAAAGUCUGUUGCUGAUCUUGUUUGUUAAUUGAUUGGUUAUAAUCGUGGACGCACAGAAAGCUCCAGGCCUCGUCUGUGGUAUGUGGUCACACAUUCCCAGAAGCAUGGUAGCGUGGAUUUCACAGCAGCAAUAGUGAGUGAGUGAGUGAGUGAGUGAGUCGUCAUGGGACAGGUGACGAACGCUUGAAUGAAAGAAUGCAUGAAUGAUCCAUUUCCGGGAAAAGCAGGCCCGGGCACGACAGUGGGCGACUUGUGUUGUUCAUCUGGACACCGCGAGAACGCAUGAAGUUGAAGAAGGGGACGACAGCUUUUGGUUCGUUUUGCGGCUCGGGGCUUUGACGAGUCAGUUUGUGCUUUGUCCGUGAGAAGGAGGAAGUGGACGAUUGCUGCUGCUUCUGCAGUUAGGUUCGUUGAUGCUGAUCGGGACUGGGACGGGGAUUCGAUAUUAUAGCUGGAAUGAACGAACGAGCCCAUUGUCGCGAAUCAGGAUUUGGGUCGGUAUGGUGAGAGGGCGUCGGUCCAAACGGUAUGCUGCUUGCGUGGUUUGGAUACUUUGACGAGCAGCCGAAUUUGUUGGAUUGGGAAAGUGGAGUUUCUACAGUGGUGGAACUAUCAGGUCACGAGCAUCUGCUACCUAGUGUGUAAAUGUGCUGAGAUGAGAACAGGUGAUCAGAGCCUCGAUUCUGAUAGUGACACUGAUGUCACGUCGUCAUCUUCGUCAUCUGGUUCCGAUUUUUUCCGGGAGAGUUCCAAAAAGCAUGGGUUGAAAAGAAAGCGCUCACGCUCAACAACCAGGGAUGAUGUCAUUUCUUCUGGAUCUUCUUCGGACGAUGGUGACAAGCAUCGCAAGUCAAGAUCUUCUCGAGUGAAAGGGAGAAAGUCUUCUCGUCGGAAAGAACGAGAAGACAAGGAGAAGAACAAGGAUAAGAAGAGGAGGACUAAAGGAAGUGAUGAGAAACACGAGAGAAGGAACAGGAAAAAGGAGAAACGAGAUAGAGAGAAGCGAAAGAGGAGAUCACAGGACCCGGAUUCUAUAACAGAGAAGGAGGAAAGCUCAACGCAGUUGCUGUCGAAGUCACCAUUCCAGCUCGCCAACGAGGCACAACUGCAGCAAAAGGCACUAGUUUGGCGCAAUGUGGAGAUAGCUAAGGCUAGGUUGGCGAGCGGGGAGCUUCAAAAGAAAAAGCAUGAGCAAAUGGAGAUGCAGAGAUUGUAUGGUGCUGUAGACUGGAGAGAAAAGAAGAAGCUUCGGGCAGAAAAAUCGAGGCUUGAGAGAACAAUCGCAGCAGGGAGGAAGCUUGCCAGUAUCGAAGAACGUGAAAAUGCUAGAAUGGAUGCCUUCCGUGUUGCGCUAGGAUUGCCAACAGCUGAAGCACAGCGUCAAGCCGAGUGGAGAGCAGAAGCAACACGAGCACUGGCAGAAGCUGAGGCUCUCAACAAGGAUAGCUCUUCUCCAUCUAUUAGUAGAGUGUCAUCUAAAUCUCCCAAAGUUAUUGGGCCACGAUUACCGUCAUAACGUCCGUGUUGGCAAUCUUGGAGCAUACUCAACCAGUUCACUUCUUUCAGUAUGCCUAUUACUGGCAUGUCUCAAGACUUUCUUCUGUGAUGUGUAUAUUCGCACCAACCCAUUCUUAGGGUUAGAGAAAUUUAGGGUUAAAAAUUUCACGUUGUAUUGCCGAUCAUGAAGUGUGUAUUGUAGUCGCGUUCUUUCAAGACCUUCCUCGUGUGUAGACAGCAACUUCAUUGAAUUUCUCGAAGUCAUGUUGAUGCACAGCAGUUGAGAGAAACUGAGCCUCGAAGACUCCUUGUUCGAGGCUUGGGGCAAGCGUUGGUCACCUCGUGGAGGACAACGGGAAACAAGCGUUAAUAACCUCAUUACUCCCCUCAAAUCGAAGUGGCAAGCAUUAAUAAAGCGGCUGGAAAUCAGUCUGUUUGUUCCUUCACUUCAAGGAAGACCAUAAGUUGUCAGUGUAAGUGCAGGCCGUAGAACUGCGGUGGUAAACGUGUAAUAUGCGAAUUAAUUCUCAAACGAUGCAGGUCGUAGAAUUCUACACCGUGGUUACAGCGAGUUUGACAAAACUUUGCGUGUAAGAGAUGUAUACAUUUCAACACCCUGGUCAACAAUACCGUGCAUCCAGCAAGAUUAGCGAUUUGACGUGUAACGGGUAUGAGACUAAUGAAAAGAACAGAUUACAGCUUUCAACUUUGAAUGCGCUG